Messenger RNA from Acytostelium subglobosum LB1, 2580 nucleotides. RefSeq lists its product as hypothetical. The transcript has 3 exons. NCBI's taxonomy places the organism in Eukaryota, Evosea, Eumycetozoa, Acytosteliales, Acytosteliaceae. The coding region runs from base 1 to 2580 and encodes 859 amino acids. Gene Ontology annotation, molecular function: carbohydrate binding; hydrolase activity, hydrolyzing O-glycosyl compounds. Gene Ontology annotation, biological process: carbohydrate metabolic process. The record is from RefSeq and is a predicted model, not a curated record.
AUGCUUCAAUCACUUCUGUUUGUGACCUUUGUGACUGCAUUGGCAACAUCAGCGACUGCUCAGUCUACAACAUGUCCAAACUAUAAGGUUGUGUCAAUCGAACAGACUAAAGUUGGAUACUCUGGACAGCUACAACUACUCAAUCCAGGACCUUAUGGUGCAGACAUUGAACAGCUUAACAUCGAUGUCUACUACCAAUCCCAGGAUAUCCUACGUGUUCGCAUCUAUGACUCAAACAACCAACGUUGGGAAGUUCCAAACAUCAAUCAACUACCUUUGCCAACAGAGGCACCUUCCAACCUCAACUACGCAGUCCAGUUCAAUCAACAAACCUUUGGAUUCGAAGUACUGCGCGCAUCAAACAAUCAAGUGAUCUUCAACACUACCUCACCAUCCAACUGCCAGUUCAAUGGACUGAUCUUUGAGGAUGACUACAUUGAGAUAUCGACAUCAUUCUCAGAGUCCAACCCUAACUUGUAUGGACUUGGCGAGAGGACUCGUCCACUGAGAUUGGCAAACAAUGGAACAUACACACUUUGGGCAAAGGAUCAAGGAACAGCCAGUGAGUUGGACAUCAAUACUUAUGGCUCACAUCCGUUCUACCUACAAUUGCACAGUGAUGGCAGCGCCAACGGAGUGUUCCUGCUCAACUCCAAUGCAAUGGACGUUGUGCUCAGCGAGACAUCGCUCACAUACAAGGUCGUGGGUGGCAUCCUGGACUUCUUCAUCUUUGUCGGACCCACGCCCGCCGCCGUCGUCCAGCAAUACUCGCAGGUGAUCGGCACCCCCUACAUGCCAUCGUACUGGUCGCUUGGCUGGCAUCAGUGCCGCUGGGGCUACCACACGCUGCUCGAGACCGAGUACGUCGUCACCAGCUACUUCAAGAAUGGCAUCCCCCUCGAGACCAUGUGGAACGACAUCGACUACAUGUACCAAUACGAGAUCUUCACGCAGGACCAGGGCCGCUUCCCUGCCGACAAGUUCACCGCAUUCAUCGAGUACCUACACUACAACAACCAGCACUACAUGAUGAUCAUCGACCCUGGCGUCAAGAUCCAGACCACGAUCCCCUACCCCUCAUACACCGACUUGUUGGCGGUUCGCGCCUACAUCACUGAAGCGGACGGCGUGACCCCCGUGGUGGGCAGCGUGUGGCCAGGACCCGUCAACUUCCCCGAUUGGUUCCAUCCCAAUGCCACCACAUACUGGCUCGAUCAGUUUGCCGCGUUCCGCGCGAUUGGCAUCAAGUUUGAUGGAGUCUGGAUCGACAUGAAUGAGAUCUCCAACUUUUGUAAUGGUGACUGCGCCACGCACGAGGCGUCGCCAUCCGCGCCAAACUCAUUCAACCCCAACACGCCACCAUACAUCCCAGGCGGCGUGCCACUCAGCGACAAGACAUUGAACAUGACCUCGAUGCAGUACGGCAACAUAUCAUUCUACAAUAGCCACAACCUGUUUGGAUACAUGGAGGGCGUGGCGACAUCAUUCGCCGCCCAACAGCUGAUUGGCAAGCGCACGUUGGUCAUUGGCCGCUCGACCUUCCCCGGCAGCGGCAAGCACCAGGGUCACUGGCUGGGCGAUAACGACAGCACGUACGAGGACAUGUACUACUCGAUCCCGGGCAUCCUCACCAUGAACAUGUUUGGCAUCUCAAUGAUUGGCGCGGAUAUUUGCGGCUUCAACGGCAACACCACCGCCGAGCUCUGCGCCCGAUGGACUCAGCUGGGAUGCUUCUACCCAUUCUCGCGCAAUCACAACUCGAUCAACAGUCAGCCACAGGAGCCAUACGUCUUUGGCCAGCAGGUGAUCGACAUUGUCACCGCCGCCAUCAAUCUCAAGUACACUCUGCUGCCACACUACUACACGCUGUUCUACAGCGCGCAUGCCAAUGGCGACAUGAUGGUCGUGCGUCCACUGUUCUUUGAAUACCCGACCGACCCCAACACAUACGCACUGGAUACUCAGUUCUUGGUGGGCGGCCACCUGCUCGUGUCGCCCGUGUUGGCCGAAGGCGCCGACACUGUCAACGCGUACUUCCCCACCGAUGUGUGGUACGACUACUUCACUGGCGUGCAGGUGCCUGCGUCAUCCACGGGCACGUACCAGACAUUGGACGCGCCACUCGACAAGAUCAACGUGCACAUCAGGGGAGGCAUCGUCAUGCCCACCCAGCCAACCUCACAGUACACCGACCCAGUGACCCCCAUCACCCUGACCUUUGCCAGGGCCCUUCCAUACUCGCUGGUCGUCGCGCUGUCAUCACAGGGCACUGCCAAAGGUCUGUUGUACAUUGAUGAUGGACAGACGGUCGAUGCCUAUGAGUCUGGCGUAUACAGCUUGAUUCAAUUCAAUGUUACUGGCGGCAACACGUUGGUGUCUGACUGUUUGGUCGCAGGCUACACCAAUCAUACAGUGAGCACAUUGGGCUCGUUCAACAUUCUGGGCGUUCAACAACCUGUUCAAAGUGUUACAUUGGGCGGUGAAUCUACACCAUUCAACUACAACUCCACCACCCAUACCCUAUCAAUCAGCAAUCUAGCCAUCAGUCUAUUACAAUCAUUCACUCUUGAGUGGAAUUAA